UGGUCAUUACAAUCAUCUCGGUAAUUGGUGUGAGAGAGUCAGAGAAAAUGGCAAUGGCGACGAUCCGAUCCAAUCUUCUUCGCGCCGCCUUACGCGGUGCCUCACGAAACUCCGCUCAGCCUAAACGCGGCUUCGCUUCCUCUGCUCACGACGAUGCUCGUGAAACGGCAAAGUGGGAGAAGAUUACUUAUGCAGGCAUUGUAUCCUGCUCUAUCUUAGCAUUCUAUAAUCUAUCAAAGGGCCACCCCCACUAUGAAGAGCCCCCUGCAUAUCCAUAUUUGCACAUUCGCAAUAAAGAGUUCCCAUGGGGUCCCGAUGGUCUCUUUGAAGUGAAGCAUCACUAAGGACUUGGUUUGGUUCGAGGGGACAUCGAGCAUAGGAAUUCUACUUCACUUUGUUCCAUAUCAGAAAGACUUCAUCGACUGGUUCGGUUGAAAUUUUCUUUACAAAGGAUGCAUGGUCAUUUUUCAUUUGUUAAAUGCUAUCAGGGUCUGAUAUCUUUUUUGUGUUGUCAAAACUAUCCUUCCUGAUUAAUAAAAUUAACUUUCCAUCAUUCUAAA
Molecule: messenger RNA, 560 nt
Organism: Cucurbita pepo subsp. pepo (vegetable marrow)
Lineage: Eukaryota; Viridiplantae; Streptophyta; Magnoliopsida; Cucurbitales; Cucurbitaceae
Product: cytochrome c oxidase subunit 6a, mitochondrial
Biological process (GO): mitochondrial electron transport, cytochrome c to oxygen
Cellular component (GO): mitochondrial inner membrane
Molecular function (GO): enzyme regulator activity
Source: RefSeq, a predicted model, not a curated record